AUGCCGGGGUCUGUGGUCCUUGCCUUUAACACGGCCCUGGCGGAGGAGCCGGGAGGAGGGGUGUGGCACGCGAGGCGCAUGCGCUGCGUGGGCUGGAGCCGCCGGACCGUCCGGCCGCCGGGAGCGCGCAGGACCCCCGGGCACCCAGAGAGCCGGACCCCGCGGCGGCGCUGUGAGCGGCGGGCGGACCGGACCCGCAGCCUGCCGGCGCCGCUGCCCCCGGCCCCGCUGCCCACCCCGGCCCGGGAGGGCGGCCAAGAUGUCCGUGCCGGCGAGCUUGGGCAGCCUCCAGGCCGAAGCUUCACACUCAGGCCAGCGCAUCUGGAAGCAUCUGCCCCCCCCCUCCCCAACGUGCUGGCCAAAGCCCUCUAUGACAACGUGGCCGAGUCCCCAGAUGAGCUCUCCUUCCGCAAGGGUGAUAUCAUGACGGUGCUGGAGCGGGACACACAGGGCCUGGACGGCUGGUGGCUCUGCUCGCUGCAUGGGCGCCAAGGCAUCGUGCCCGGGAACCGCCUCAAGAUCCUGGUGGGCAUGCACGACAAGAAGCCUGCAGGGCCUGGCCCCGGCCCACCUGCCCCUUUGACCCCGCCCCAGCCUGGCCUCCACAACCCGGCUGCCCAGUACACGCCAAUGCUGCCUGUCACUUACCCCCCGCAGUCUGACAGUAUCUACCUGGUGCCCACCCCCAGCAAGACCCAACAGGGGCUCUACCAAGCCCCUGGGCCCAGUCCACAGUUCCAGUCUCCCCCAGCCAAGCAGACAUCCACAUUCUCAAAGCAGAUGCCCCAUCACCCAUUCCCCAGCCCAGCCCCAGACCUUUAUCAGGUGCCUCCAGGGCCUGGCACCUCCACCCAGGACAUUUACCAGGUGCCACCUUCUGCUGGGAUGGGGCUUGACAUCUACCAGGUUCCUCCAUCCAUGGAUGCACGCAGCUGGGAGGGGACAAAGCCACCGCCAAAGGUGGUGGUGCCCACCCGCGUGGGGCAGGGCUACGUGUUCGAGGCCUCCCAGCCAGAGCAGGACGAGUACGACAUCCCGCGCCACCUGCUGGGCCCGGGGCCCCAGGACAUCUACGACGUGCCCCCUGUUCGAGGGCUUCCCAGCCAGUACAGCCAGGAGGUAUAUGACACACCUCCCAUGGCUGUCAAGGGUCCCAAUGGCUGGGACCCAUCGCUGGACGUGUACGACGUGCCCCCCAGUGUGGAGAAGAGCCUGCCGCCAUCCAGCCACCACGCGGUGUAUGAUGUUCCUCCAUCCGUGAGCAAGGACGUCCCUGAUGGCCCACUACUGCGUGAAGAAACCUAUGACGUGCCCCCUGCCUUCGCCAAGGCCAAGCCCUUUGACCCAACCCGCCACCCACUGGUCCUCGCUGCACCGCCCCCAGACUCAUCACCCGCUGAGGAUGUGUACGACGUGCCACCCCCUGCUCCUGACAUCUACGACGUGCCCCCUGGCUUGCGGCGGCCUGGCCCCAGCACCCUCUACGACGUGCCCCGUGAGCGGGUUCUUCCUCCUGAGGUGGCUGAUAGCAGCGCGGCCGACGAUGGUGUGUACGUGGUGCCCCCCUCCGCCGAGCGAGAGGCCCCAGCUGAUGCCAAGCGCCUGUCUGCCUCCAGCACAGGCAGCACUCGCAGCAGCCAGUCGGCCUCCUCCCUGGAGGCACCGGUGCCGGGCCGCGAGCCCCUGGAGCUGGAGGUGGCUGUGGAGGCCCUGACCCGGCUACAGCAGGGUGUGAGCGCCACCGUCACCCACCUCUUGGACGUGGCAAGCAGUGCUGGCCGGUGUGGGGGCUGGCGCAGCACCACGGAGCCUCAGGAGCCCCCAGCACAGGACCUGCGGGCUGCUGUGGCCGCUGUCCAGGGGGCCGUCCAUGAGCUGCUGGAGUUUGCCCGCAGCGCCGUGGGCAACUCUGCCCACACUUCUGACCGCACACUGAAUGCCAAGCUUAGCCGGCAACUGCAGAAGAUGGAGGACGUAUACCAGACAUUGGUGGCCCAUGGUCAGACCUUUGACAGUAGCCGAGGAGGCCCUGGGGCCACUUCUGAAGACCUGGACCGCCUGGUGGCCUGCUCACGGGCUGUGCCCGAGGAUGCCAAGCAGCUGGCCUCCUUCUUGCAUGGCAAUGCCUCGCUGCUCUUCAGACGGACCAAGGCCCCUGUCUCAGGGCCCGAGGGGGGCGGCUCCCUGCAUCCCAUCCCCACUGACAAGGCCAGCAGUAUCCAGUCCCGGCCCCUGCCCUCACCCCCCAAGUUCACCUCCCAGGACUCACCAGAUGGGCAGUACGAGAACAGUGAGGGUGGCUGGAUGGAAGAUUACGACUAUGUCCACCUGCAGGGGAAGGAAGAGUUUGAGAAGACUCAGAAGGAGCUGCUGGAAAAGGGCAACAUCAUGCGGCAGGGGAAGGGCCAGCUGGAGCUGCAGCAGCUGAAGCAGUUUGAGCGGCUGGAGCAGGAGGUGUCCCGGCCCAUCAACCACGACCUGACCAACUGGACGUCGGCCCAGUCCCUGGCCCCAGGGCGGACAGGCAGCCUGGGGCCCUCGGACCGGCAGCUGCUGCUCUUCUACCUGGAGCAGUGCGAGGCAAACCUGACCACGCUCACCAACGCGGUGGACGCCUUCUUCACCGCCGUGGCCACCAACCAGCCGCCCAAGAUCUUUGUGGCACACAGCAAGUUUGUCAUCCUCAGCGCCCAUAAGCUGGUGUUCAUCGGGGACACGCUGUCGCGGCAGGCCAAGGCAGCUGACGUCCGCAGCCAGGUGACUCACUACAGCAACCUACUGUGCGACCUCCUGCGUGGCAUCGUGGCCACCACCAAAGCUGCUGCCCUGCAGUACCCAUCGCCCACCGCCGCCCAGGACAUGGUGGACAGGGUCAAGGAGCUGGGCCAUAGCACUCAGCAGUUCCGCCGGGUCCUGGGCCAGCUGGCAGCUGCCUGAGGACAGUGACCUGAGGGAUGGAGGGUGGGGGAAGAGGGCAGAGAUGGUCCAAGCUGCCCUGGGCACCACCCCGAGUGUCUCAGUGCUGCAGGCCUGGGGACAGGCAUCCCCAGCUUCCCCAGGCCUGGUGCCCCAGCCUGUCAGGGAUUUGUACAUAUUUGUGACAGGGCAGGGUGUGGGCUCAGGAGCCCAAGCAGAGCUAGGCCCCCAGAGCCCGGGCCAGGGGGCAGGCUGGGGUCUUCCCUGAGGGCACUGCAGGCCUGGGGAGGUCCCAGCUCUGGGCAGCCAGGCCACAGCGUGCAGGCCCCUUGGCCCACACGGCCUUGGUGACCCCUGGGGGCUGACCUCAGCCCCAUGAGGGUGCUAUGUCCCCCCCAGGGGUCAGUGCCACUGAGAUGUGCUCCUCAGAACCAAGAGAAACCCCUAAAAAACUAUUUUUCAUUAUUGAUUUUCCAAUCAUUUGACUAACAGUCUACAUUUAAAUAAAAUUUAAAAGUGAAAA
This is a messenger RNA of Eptesicus fuscus (big brown bat), 3439 nucleotides long. RefSeq names its product BCAR1 scaffold protein, Cas family member (gene BCAR1). Gene Ontology annotation, biological process: cell surface receptor protein tyrosine kinase signaling pathway; cell migration. Gene Ontology annotation, cellular component: focal adhesion; cytoplasm; plasma membrane. The transcript is spliced from 8 exons. The coding region runs from base 1 to 2937 and encodes 978 amino acids. NCBI's taxonomy places the organism in Eukaryota, Metazoa, Chordata, Mammalia, Chiroptera, Vespertilionidae. The record is from RefSeq and is a predicted model, not a curated record. Gene Ontology annotation, molecular function: protein binding.